UGUGUGUGUGUGUGUGUGUGUGUUCUCACAGCAGGGGCCUCUUUAGCACUCUGAUUCUUUCUUGCAUUGAGCCACGCAGCGUCAGGUGCAGCUUGGAUCGGACCGGUCAUUUCUUUCCACCGUGCGGGACUCUAUCAGGAGAGGCGCUCACAGUCACAUCCACACACACACACACACGAGGCAGGAGCACCAACACACCGAAGGCCAAAAUGAUUGUAACCAUGUUAACAGCCAUGUAUAUGAUGGUGAAAGCCGCAGAACAGUUGGGGGUCCGGUGGGGGAAGGAGCCAGAGCCGCUGCCCUACAUGCUUUCGCAGCCCAUCCCCUGGCAGAUACACUCAGUGUCCAACAGCCGCAGAGGCAGCCGUGCAGAGGAGAGGAGGAACAGCUUGUACAGGAAGAGCCCUCUACGCACGCUUGCGUUGAAUGCAGUGCUGACUCCGGCUGCAGUAACGGUGGGUGCCCUCCCGCCAGUCCUGCUCCCGACUCCAACUGCAGCAACGGCGGGUGCCCUCCCACCAGUCCUGAAACGGUGAGAGCGGCCGCCACCAUCCAGAAGGAGUACAGGAAAUACCAGCAGAAGAAGAAGGAUGCCAACUAGUGGAGUGCAGAAGGAGCCUGGUGCCUCUCUCUCUCUCUCUCUCUCUCUCUCUCUCUCUCUCUCUCUCUCUCUUCGCCUCUCACUCUUUUCCAUUUCUCAGAUGUCUCUGUUUCUCAGAUCUACACACACAUACACAAACACAGACACACACGCACGCACGCACGCACGCACGCACACACACACACACACAGAGUCAUAGGCAGCCAAGACAGUCUCUCUCUGGACACACACACGCAGAAACACACACACAGGUAUAAACACGAAUGGAAAUAGAAAUACUACGGAAAUACUACCACACACUCUCUCUCUCUCACACACACACACACACACACACAAUGCACCUUGCCUCCACAGUAUGCAAAAGCACAUACAUUUAGAAGUGUAGAGUCUAUCUGAAGUACAGCAUAUAAGAAUACGUUCAAUGCAAUAACAUCAAUUAGCCAUCAUACCAGGAGUAUCUUAAAAUAUAAAACAGGUUUGUGUCAUAUUGUUAUAUUUAUAUUAAUAACAGUGUUUUAUGAUUGAUGCUGUGUUUUUGUUUUGUUUUAUUAUUUGUUUCUCUGGUUUGACACCGACAUAAGGCAGCAUGAUUGAGUAUAGAUGUAAGUGAAUUAAAAUGUCUUGAAGUUCGGGCCAAAUCACAGGCAUCGACCAAAUCAACAAACAUGCUCAGACAGGCCACACCUGUUCCAUACCAAUAAAGGGAAUAGUGAUUCUAAAGGCCCAACUGAUCCAACAGUCAUCAGUGAUAGGGUGUGCCUGCCCCCUCAUGGCCAUGAAGGGUAAUAGCAACUCCGAAAUCCUGAUAGAGGGUAGUGCCUAUGUAUUCCAACAUUGCAAGUGUGAAUCAGUGAAUGUUCUCUGACAUGUUAAUAUGUGAUGGGUCAUGAUGCUAAUACACUUAAACAAUUAAAUAUUUUUUCUAAACUA
This is a messenger RNA of Alosa alosa (allis shad), 1531 nucleotides long. RefSeq lists its product as uncharacterized. The record is from RefSeq and is a predicted model, not a curated record. The transcript is spliced from 5 exons. Bases 210 to 536 code for a protein of 108 amino acids. NCBI's taxonomy places the organism in Eukaryota, Metazoa, Chordata, Actinopteri, Clupeiformes, Clupeidae.